GUUGACCUACCAGCCAGGCCAUGGCACCCCACCCCACUGCCUUUGGGUGUAGGUAUAAAAACGCCAGCCUUCAGUGGCUGCAGAGGCUGUCUGCAGGACACGACAGGGUGCAGGAGAGAGUCACCAUGCAAGUGCUGACCAAGCGCUACCCCAAGAAUUCCCUGUUGACUGUCAUGGAGCGCUACUCGGCCACUGUACACAAUAUGGAGCAAGUGGUACUCAUGCCCAGCCUGCUGCGGGAUGUGCCGCCCAACACAGGCCCCGACCUGCACCGCUGCUUCACCAUGCUCAAGGCCAUCUGUGUGGAUGUGGAGCAUGGCCUGCUGCCCCGUGACAAGUGGCAGGCCCAGAUCACCGAUGGCGAUGCUGCCCAGGAAUCAGAGGCAGAGGUGGAGGAAGAGGCUGGGGAGGAGAGGCCUGACCUGGAGGCCCAAUUCCAUCUGCACUUCUCCAGGCUCCACCACAUCCUCACACACCUCACUCUCCGAGCUGAGGAGGUGACUCAGAGAUACAAGGAGAUCACAGGGCAGGCUGUGUAGUGUUGAAUUCCUGGCAAGAUCACUUAACAGAAGGACACGAUGCAGUCCCUGGGCCUAAAUGGGAUCCAAAAGUCUUGGGCCUGCAGCUGGAAGAGAACAUUUGGUGGUCCAGGUGGCUUCUCUCCAUGAGCACCGAUCUGAGGACUCUUCACUGGGUCACCUUGUUGCUUAUUGUACUUCCCCUGGCUCCCCUUAGCAGGUGGUGGUAGCCCAUGGUUCAUGAUGCUACUUUUACCAGGCUGGCAUGGUAGAACAGAGACCUGAGCAUCUGACCAAGCAAAGUUCACAUUCCUUUUCCUGGCAGUUGCUCACUGUGGUCUUGGGCAAGUUGCUUACCUUAUUGGAGACUAAAUUUCCUUAUCAGCAAAAUGGGAACAGUGUGACCUACCUCACAAGGUUGUUAAUGAAAAUUAAUAUGUUAGGUCAAAGGCACCCACCAUGUGAGAGCUAUCAUUAUGGCUGGCUUUUCCUCCCAGCAUCUGUACUUGCUCUCACCCUCGUUUUUCAGCUUCCAAAUUUAAGGGGUAGCAGAGUUCCUGGGGACUAGUGGUUUCCCCUCUUGUACUGCCAACUACAGAUGAGGCUGGGCAAGGGUGAACUGUAAACCCAUUAUUAUAGCAUCAGUAAAGACAUACUUUCCUGUGUGGCCCAGGAGAUGGUGCAGUGGAGAAAGCAUUGGACACUCAAGCAUGAGGUCCUGGGUUCAAAUCCUCUUGUUAAUAAAAAGAAAUAAUACCCUG
Messenger RNA from Erinaceus europaeus (western European hedgehog), 1279 nucleotides. It is a transcript of the gene THRSP, whose product is annotated as thyroid hormone responsive. Gene Ontology annotation, biological process: regulation of lipid biosynthetic process. Gene Ontology annotation, cellular component: cytosol. NCBI's taxonomy places the organism in Eukaryota, Metazoa, Chordata, Mammalia, Eulipotyphla, Erinaceidae. The record is from RefSeq and is a predicted model, not a curated record. The coding region runs from base 21 to 539 and encodes 172 amino acids. The transcript has 2 exons.